Molecule: messenger RNA, 422 nt
Organism: Acaulospora morrowiae
Lineage: Eukaryota; Fungi; Glomeromycota; Glomeromycetes; Diversisporales; Acaulosporaceae
Source: the annotation of a GenBank genome assembly
GGGUGGAGUUGGCUCUUGAAGUGUUUGCUUUAGGCCAACGCCAAGAUGAAGUAUCUUCACUCUCUCAGAAAAGCACGCCCCUUAUUAGUGACAGCAAGAUUAAUCAAAUCCAUUUUUAUAAUCCUUUGCCCUUACCGAAAUAUUUAAUCCAUAAUAGCGAAAUUCAUCAAAUUUAUUUCCAUCCAAGCACGUCUUCAUCACAAGAUAUGCUAUCACAAACGUCAACGGUUAAUAAAUCAAUCCCUCCUUCCCAAGAACUCUUACAACCCUCUAAAACUAUUAACGAAGCUGGGGCUGGGACAGGGCCUGUUGUUGUAUCCGAGACUAAUGAAAAUUCAGCGAUCGAAGAUCCUUCUGACAGGUGCCAAAUCACACUUACUGAACAGCAUGCAAUAGGACUUGCUUCGCGAAUGUUUAACUGA